UUGCCUUUUACAGCGGGUCGGCUGAUCAUCAAAGCAUCCUUCAGGCGGAAGUAGACGUAGGGAAUUUUUUUAAGUUCUCUUUGACUUGCGCACUAGCUGCCAGGGUGUAGUCGGAUAGUUCUUUUCCUUCAAAAGUUUUGCCAAUGCGGGAGUGACAAAGUUUCGAGACCGUGGAAGUUUGCAAAACAGAGGAAGAGGAGAGUGCGACUGCGAAGGGAGCAGUCAAGGCUGAGGAAGCACUUGUGAGAGCCGAGUUACACUCCCGCAUGAUUUUAUUUAUUUUUCCGCGAACACGGUAGCUGGAGAGUUACCGCAGAUCCCAGAGCCCUCAAGGGAAAGAGGGAACUUGAUUAGUUAGAUAUCGUUUAAACUUCUGGAGAACAAACGGACUAAAUCAUGCGUUUUCCAUGGUGUGUGGUCGUAUUGACUUUUUGGGCUGCAUGCAGCCAUUGUGCAAUGGAUGAGUGUGAGGACGAGUACGGUCGGCCUCAACGGUGCAUGCCCGAGUUCGUCAACGCCGCUUUUAAUGUCACCGUCGUAGCUACAAACACCUGCGGCUCCCCUCCUGAAGAAUACUGCGUACAGACCGGGGUGACAGGGGUCACGAAGUCGUGCCACAUCUGCGAUGCCAGGAAUCCUAGAGAACAUCACAGUGCUGUGUACCUCACUGAUUACAACAACCAAAUGGAUACCACCUGGUGGCAAAGUCAAACCAUGCUAGCAGGCAUCCAGUAUCCUAACUCCAUCAAUCUGACGCUCCACUUGGGUAAGGCCUUUGACAUCACCUACGUGCGCCUGAAGUUCCACACCAGCCGCCCGGAGAGCUUUGCCAUCUACAAGAGGACCAGGGAGGACGGGCCAUGGGUGCCUUACCAAUACUACAGCGGCUCCUGCCAGAAGACCUACAGCAAGCUCAACCGCGGCUUCAUCCGCACCGGCGAGGACGAGCAGCAGGCGCUGUGCACAGACGAGUUCAGCGACAUCUCUCCUCUCACCGGCGGCAACGUGGCCUUCUCCACACUGGAGGGGCGUCCCAGCGCAUACAACUUCGAUAACAGCCCCACUCUGCAGGAAUGGGUGACUGCCACAGACAUCCGGGUGACCCUGAACAGACUGAACACGUUUGGAGACGAGGUGUUCAACGACCCCAAGGUCCUCAAGUCCUACUACUACGCCAUCUCGGACUUUGCUGUGGGUGGAAGGUGCAAGUGCAACGGCCACGCCAGCGAGUGUGCGAAGAACGAGUACAGCAAAAUGGUCUGCAACUGCAAGCACAACACGGAGGGCGACGACUGCAGCGUGUGCAAGCCGUUCUACAACGACCGGCCCUGGAGGAGAGGAACCGCCGACAACGCCAACGAGUGCUUGCCCUGCGACUGCAAUGGCAAGAGUUCCGAGUGCUACUUUGACUCUGAGCUGUACCGGGCCACGGGCCACGGAGGCCACUGCCGCAACUGUGCGGACAACUUCGACGGGCCAAACUGCGAGCGUUGCCUGGACAACUACUACCGGGAGCCGACCGGCAGCCGCUGCUUGCCAUGUGGCUGCAACUCAGUCGGUUCUCUGAGCACCCAGUGUGACUCAACCGGGCGCUGCAGCUGCAAGCCUGGCGUGAUGGGGGACAAGUGUGACCGCUGCCAGCCGGGAUUCCAUACCCUGACCGAGGCAGGCUGCAGACCCUGCUCCUGUAACCCCUCCGGAAGCACACAAGAGUGUGAUGUGCAGACAGGACGCUGCCAGUGCAAGGACAACGUGGAGGGCUUCAGCUGUGACAGGUGUAAGCUGGGCUACUUCAACCUGGACCCCCAGAACCCCCAGGGCUGCACGCCCUGCUUCUGCUUCCAGCACUCGUCUGUGUGCGACACGGCCGAAGGCUACAGCAUCCACACAGUCACCUCUACGUUUGACAACGAUGAUGACCAGUGGACAGGUCAGCGUAGGGACGCCACAUCUGCUGAGGUCCAGUGGUCCCCCAGCUCCCAAGACAUCUCGCUCAUCUCCGAUGACUACUUCCCCAUCUACUUUGUUGCUCCAGAGAGAUUCUUGGGCAAUCAGCUGCUGAGCUUUGGCCAGAACCUGACGUUCACCUUCCGCUCGGACCGGCAGGACGCGCGUCUCUCAGCAGAAGAUGUGGUGCUGGAGGGAGCCGGACUUCGCGUCACCGUGCCUCUUAUUGCCCAAGGCAACGCCUAUCCUGAAGAGAACGUGAAGACCUAUGUGUUCAGGCUGCAUGACACCACAGACUACCCCUGGAGGCCUGUCCUUGGCCCCGGAGACUUCCAGAAGCUUCUCCACAACCUGACCGGCAUCAAGAUCCGCGGCACCUACAGCGAGAGAAGUGCUGGGUACCUGGACAACGUUUCCCUGAUGACUGCCCGUAGAGGACCCGGCACCCCUGCCCGCUGGGUUGAGAAGUGCACGUGCCCACAAGGCUACGUUGGCCAGCACUGUGAGCAGUGCGCCGUGGGAUACCGUAGAGCCAACCCUGAGCUCGGCCUCUUCAGCCCCUGUGAGCACUGCAACUGCAACGGCCACAGUGACACAUGCGACCCUGUGACAGGACUGUGUGACUGCCAACACAACACCGCUGGUGUGAGCUGUGAGAGGUGCAAAGAUGGUUACUAUGGCGACUCCACCCUGGGCACCUCCACCGAUUGCCAGCGGUGCCCAUGCCCAGGAGGGGCUACCUGCGCCGUCGUUCCCAAGACACGGGAGGUGGUGUGCACCAACUGCCCCACUGGUACCACAGGCAAGCGCUGUGAGCUAUGCGACGAUGGCUAUUUUGGCGACCCCCUGGGCGAGGACACCAAGACCAAGAGGCCGUGCCGCGCCUGCACCUGCAGCGACAACAUCGACCCCAACGCUGUGGGCAACUGCAACCGCGAGACGGGCGAGUGCUUGAAGUGCAUCUACAACACCGCCGGCUUCUUCUGUGAUCGCUGCAAAGAGGGCUUCUACGGUAACGCCUUGGCCACCAACCCAAAUGAGAAGUGCAAAGCCUGCUCCUGCUCUCCGUACGGCACUGUGGAUCAGGAGACCUCCUGCCUGCAGGUGACCGGCCAGUGCCAGUGCCUGCCCCACGUCACCAACCGAGACUGCAGCGCCUGUGAGCCUGGCUUCUUCAACCUGCAGAGCGGCAAGGGCUGCGACAGGUGUAACUGCAGUCCCAUUGGCUCCACCAGCGGUCAGUGUGACAUCUUGUCUGGCCAGUGCGAGUGCCAGCCAGGGGUCACAGGUCAGCAGUGUGACCGCUGUGAGGUCAACUUCUUCGGCUUUGGCUCCUCCGGCUGCAAACCUUGUGACUGCGACCCAGAGGGCUCCCAGUCAGCACAGUGCAAGGAGGACGGGCGGUGCGAGUGCCGCCCUGGCUUUGUGGGUGCCCGCUGUGACAUGUGCGAGGAGAACUACUUCUACAACCGCUCCACUCCUGGCUGUCAGCAGUGUCCCAACUGCUAUGGCCUGGUUAGGGAUAAGGUUAACCAGCAGAGACAGAAGCUUCACGACCUUCAGACGUUGAUUGAUAACCUUGGCACAAGCUCAGAAACGGUGAGCGAUAAGGCGUUCGAGGCACGUCUGAAGGAAGCAGAGAAGGCCAUCAUGGAUCUGCUGGAGGAAGCCCAGAGCAGCAAGGAUGUGGAUGAAGGUCUAUUGGAACGUCUGAACAACAUCAACAACACCCUGACCACCCAGUGGAACCGACUGCAGAACAUCCGCAACACGGUGGACAACACGGGAACGCAGGCGGAGAAGGCCCACAGGCGGGUACAGGACGCGGAGAGCCUGAUUGACAGAGCACGUCAGGAGCUGGACAAGGCCAAGGACGCCAUCGGCAAAGUUGACAUCAAACCACUCACGACCACAGGAGGGCCAAACAACAUGACCCUACUGGCUGAGGAGGCCCGCAACCUGGCUGACAAGCAUAAAUCAGAUGCAGAUAUGAUUGAGAAGAUUGCCAAAGAUGCCAAUGACACUUCAACGAAGGCAUACAACCUCCUGAAGAAGACUUUGGAUGGCGAGGGCAAGACCAGCGAUGACAUCAAUGAACUCAACAAGAAAUACACUGAGGCUAAGGACCUGGCUAAGAACCUGGAGAAGCAGGCCAACAAGGUGCUGGGAGAGGCAGAAGAGGCGAGCGACAAAGCCAACAAGAUCCUGGCCAACCUGACAAGCAUACCGCCUUUCGACACCAAAACACUAGAGGACGAGGCCAGCAAGAUCAAGAAGGAAGCAUCGGACCUGGAUAAACUCAUUGACAAGACGGAGAAGGAGUACAACGACCUGAGGGACGAUCUCAAGCACAAAGAGUCUGAAGUCCGUAAACUGCUGGACAAGGGCAAGACUGAGCAACAGACGGCAGAUCAGUUGCUGGCUCGUGCCGACGCUGCAAAGGCCCUUGCUGAGGAGGCUGCCAACAAAGGAAAGACCACGUACCAAGAGGCUCAGGACAUCCUGGCCAACCUCAGAGAUUUCGAUAAGAGGGUUAACGAUAACAAGACUGCAGCAGAGGAGGCCAUGAAACGCAUCCCGGAGAUCAACAAAAUCAUCAUCGCAGCCAACAACAAGACCAAGGACGCGGAGUCUGCACUGGGCAAUGCAGCAUCGGAUGCCAAGGACGCCAAGAAGACAGCCGAGGAAGCCGAGAAGAUUGCCAGUGCUGUGCAGAAGGGCUCCGCAAAGACCAAGGCAGACGCAGAGAAGGCAUUUGAGGACACCAUGAAGCUGGAUGGGGAAGUUAACGACAUGUUGAAGGAGCUGUCUAAAGCUGAGGAGGAGCUGGCCAAGAAGAAGGCAGAGGCCGAUAAUGACAUGAUGAUGGCUUCUAUGGCAUCGGACAACGCUAAAGAAGCUGAGGUCAAUGCCAGGAAAGCCAAGAGUGCCGUCAAAAUGGUCCUCAGCACUAUCAACGACUUACUCAAGCAGCUAGGCAACAUCGACAAGGUGGACCUGAGCAAGCUGGAGCAGAUCGACGGCUCCCUGAAGCAGGCCAAGGACAAGAUGAACAGCAGUGAGCUGGACAAGAAGCUGAAGGACCUGGACGACAUCGCCAAGACCCAGGAGGCCAUGAUCGGCGACUACGACCGGCAGAUUACUGAAAUCCGCGCGGAUAUCGCCAACCUUAACGACAUCAAGAACACGCUACCUGAGGGCUGCUUUAACACCCCAUCACUGGAGCAGCCUUAACCCUCUCCUCUCCACUGGCCUCCUCCUCCUCCACCUCCUCCUCCACCUCUCCCUCUCUCCAUGCCCCCUCUCUCCUUGUUUGUACCACUCCUUCCAUCUAACACUCGGGCAAACAAAUCGCCAUGUUUUUACAUAAAUAGGUUUGUGUUAUUAUUAUUUUUUUUGUAUGUGUGAUUUUUUUUCUCUCUCUCUUCCAAGAGAGAAGCCGACUUUUUAAAGACUGAUGGUUUUCACUGUUAAAAGAGGAGACCAGCAGCUUUUUCUUGAUUUUUUAAAAAUUCUGUCAUGCAGCAAGCACAGGAGAUGUGAAGUCAACUCAAACUAAAUGGCCUCCAGUGCCCGUGUUGCCCCUGCCCCUCCCAGGAAGACUGGCACAGAGGAGGCGGGCGGUCUCGAGAGAGGGAGGGAAGAGUAGUGCCACUCGCAGCUGAACAGAAAAACCCACAUGACUGCACCACUCCAAGACUUUUCCACACUCCACCCAUGAUUCACCAGCCCUUCAUCCUCCAGCGAACUCCUCCACCUCUGAAGGAAUGUCCUGUAGCUCCACCCCUUACUUCAUACAAAAAGGACAUGCUGGGUUUAGUUGGGGUUUGGGGGGAUAUCAGUGUUUUUAUAGGUCGGUUUUAAUUUUAUUUCUUUUUUUUUGUUUUUGUGUUUCAUUUCAAAGACCAGCAGUACAGUAUGUGCCAUUGGCUUUUUUUUACGUAGCCUCAAUUCAGAACUAGCAGUGAAGGAAUUGUCUUUUGCUUUUCUGCUGUCAGUUAUGCCUCCUGUCUUUCUCAGUGGGAGGGCGGCCGGGUGUGACGGUGGAGAACACACACGGGGUGCAUUCCAAUAUGCUACAUUGAGUCCUCCACUUGUACUUGUGGCCUCGCCCCGCCUUCUGGGCCCUCCUCCGUGGAGAAAACAAUAAAGUUUUCCCGCUGUCAGCCUAGCCAAUUUUUGGGGGACUAUCCUUCAUUCACCACCCAGUUUGCAAACGAGAAAAUGACUUUACA
This is a messenger RNA of Engraulis encrasicolus (European anchovy), 6182 nucleotides long. It is a transcript of the gene lamc1, whose product is annotated as laminin, gamma 1. The transcript has 28 exons. NCBI's taxonomy places the organism in Eukaryota, Metazoa, Chordata, Actinopteri, Clupeiformes, Engraulidae. The record is from RefSeq and is a predicted model, not a curated record. Bases 397 to 5181 code for a protein of 1594 amino acids. Gene Ontology annotation, biological process: substrate adhesion-dependent cell spreading; tissue development; animal organ morphogenesis. Gene Ontology annotation, cellular component: basement membrane.